Messenger RNA from Gaeumannomyces tritici R3-111a-1, 1173 nucleotides. RefSeq lists its product as hypothetical. The record is from RefSeq and is a predicted model, not a curated record. The coding region runs from base 144 to 962 and encodes 272 amino acids. Gene Ontology annotation, molecular function: GTPase activity; nickel cation binding. NCBI's taxonomy places the organism in Eukaryota, Fungi, Ascomycota, Sordariomycetes, Magnaporthales, Magnaporthaceae. The transcript is spliced from 2 exons.
CCACCAUGCACCGAAAUCUACUUCUAACCGGCUUCUCAACGAUGAUCUCUGGUCAAUGUAGUGUUGCAUCAAGGUGAUACCAGCCCAACUUUGUCUCUGAGCACCAGUUAUAUCUUCGUGAUUGCUCCUAUAUAGCCGUGACCAUGUCGCACUCUCACGACGGGGUUUCCCACGGGCACUCCCACGACGGCUUCAACGCCCAGGAACACGGUCACAGUCACGAGAUCCUCGAUGGGCCAGGCAGCUACCUCGGAAGGGAGAUGCCCAUAGUCGAAGGCCGCGACUGGAAGGAGCGCGCCUUCACCAUUGGAAUCGGCGGCCCCGUCGGCUCGGGCAAGACGGCCCUGAUGCUGGCGCUCUGCCUGGCCCUGCGGUCGACGCACUCGAUCGCGGCCGUGACAAACGACAUCUUCACGCGCGAGGACGCCGAGUUCCUGACGGCACACAAGGCCCUCCCCGCGUCGCGCAUCCGCGCCAUCGAGACGGGCGGCUGCCCCCACGCCGCCGUGCGCGAGGACAUCAGCGCCAACCUGGCCGCGCUCGAGGACCUGCACCGCGGCCUGGGGGGCGCCGACCUGCUCCUGAUCGAGAGCGGCGGCGACAACCUGGCGGCCAACUACAGCCGCGAGCUGGCCGACUUCAUCGUCUACGUCAUCGACGUCAGCGGGGGCGACAAGAUCCCCCGCAAGGGGGGGCCCGGGAUCACCCAGAGCGACCUGCUCGUCGUCAACAAGACGGACCUGGCGGAGGCCGUGGGCGCCGACCUGGCCGUCAUGGAGCGCGACGCCCGCAGGAUGCGUGACGGGGGCCCCACCGUCUUCGCGCAGGUCAAGAAGGACGUCGGCGUCGACCACAUCGUCACCCUUAUCCUCAGCGCCUGGAAGGCUAGCGGCGCCGCCGAGGUGGUCGCUGCGAACGGCGGGCCCCGGCCUACUGAGGGCCUGGAUGCCUUGACUGCUUGAAGUACUCAAAACGGCAUCUUGAUAGCUUCUGGAUAACAGGAAUCUCAUUCCAGGCAGGUUGGCGCAUAGGAAAGCACAUAAAAACCGCAAAAUAACUCCAGUUAGCACCACAGGCGUAGAAAAUACGUGAAAUUCGUAUAUAACGACAUUGUACUCUACUUCACAAAGCGCAAAUUUCUUCCACCUGGGCAGUUUUGACCUCAUAAAUCAU